Molecule: messenger RNA, 606 nt
Organism: Panicum virgatum (switchgrass)
Lineage: Eukaryota; Viridiplantae; Streptophyta; Magnoliopsida; Poales; Poaceae
Product: serine/arginine repetitive matrix protein 1-like
Exons: 2
Coding region: 1-606 (201 amino acids)
Source: RefSeq, a predicted model, not a curated record
AUGGCGGCCACCGCCGCGGCCGUCAUCUCCUUCUCCCUCCCCUCCGCCCCGCGCGGCCCCGAACCUCGUCGGUGCCAGCACCACGCGCCUUCCCUCCUCCAUGUGGCCUCCACCGCCGCGGUCGCCAUCUCCUUUUCCCUCCACUCCACCCCGCACGACCUCGAGCCUCACCGGAUCCGCCGCGCGCCCCCGGAGCGGCGCGGAUCCGCCGUCGCCGGCUGUCGCGCGCCGCUCCCCCGCUACCGUCGCCGCUCGCCGCUCCCCAGCUGCCGCCGCCGCGGAUCCGCCGUCGCUUACCCCGCCGCGCGCCGCUUGCACGCUCCGCCGCCACGGCCUCGCCUGGGCACGCCGCUCCACCGCGGAGCCGCCGCACCGCCGGCCCGCGGCGCCGCUCCCCCACUCUGCCACUGUGGCCCUGCCCGGGAGCACCGCUCCGGCGCGGAUCCGGCGCCGCUGCAGAGCCGGCCGUCGUGCCGCCGGAGGGAGGCAGGAGGGGCGGCGCGCGGAGGGAAACAAACAGGGCCCUACAAAUCGCAGGAGGAGAUUCCCCUCGUCAAAAACCAUCACCCUCUAAAUGCUGGGCCCACCAGGCCGGACCGAAUCUGA